AUAGCAGGUAUUUGCAAAUGUAUGCUUUCUUUAAUACAUACAUACCUAAUAGUUACGUGCCAAAAUUGUUUAAAUGAUAAUUUAACUCUAAUUGUAUAGAAAUUUACCACUUUGCGAAUUAAUUAUUUUUGAUAAGCCGGAUUAGGAAACCUUUCUGAUUAUAGCUGUUAUAUAAAUGAUAUUUAAUACAUGCAAGAUGAAAACUUUCCCGGUAAAUUAAAAAUGAAGUUUUCGCUAAUUUUGAUCGCAUUGGUAGCAGCAGUAUCUGCCAAUGCCGAUACCACGGUCUACGAAGCAGUAUAUUUCCCCGCUGCACCAGUAAAUGUCAGUACCAACCUGCGAGUAGUCGGAGGACUUAAUGCCGAAAGAAACCAAUUCCCAUACCAAGUUUCUCUACAACGUCUGCGACUUAUCGCAUAUUAUCACAUUUGUGGUGGAACUAUACUUUCUCCAAAUUGGGUUCUAAGUGCUGCUCAUUGUACACCAAAUGGUUACACUUACCGCGUGGCAGCCGGCAUUCUUUUGCAAUCUGACAGCGGUGUUCUUGGUCAACAAACAGUAGCUGUUGCUCAAGUCAUCAAUCAUGCUCUCUAUCCAGGAAACAACAUAGUAGCGCCAAAUGAUGUUUCCUUAGUUCGCUUGGCUUCGAGUCUUGUCUACGGAAUAAGUGUGCAGGCCCUUCCUAUACCACCCAGAGGGUACGAAGCUAGAGGAGAAGCAAUUUUAUCUGGUUGGGGUCUGAUCCGAACUGGAGGAUCUAUUCCCGACCGUCUUCAAUUUGCUAAUCUUCCUAUUGUUCCAGAACGAGAAUGCGAUGAAAUAUUAACUGGCUUCUUGGGAACCCGAAACCCGUUUAGUGUGGAGCUAAAUGUGUGCUCUGGAAUUCAAUUUGGAGGAGAGUCAGCUUGCAAUGGAGACAGUGGUGGUCCACUUUUUAACGACGGUUUGGUUGUCGGAGUCGUAUCGUGGGUGUUGGUUCCAUGUGGGGGACACAAUGCUCCAUCAGUUUACGCUAAAACUUCCGCAUUCACUGACUGGAUUGUGGAAAAUACCCGUGGCGAAGUCCAACCAGGAGGAAUCUAAUUAUGCUAAUUACAUUCGUUUUGUAUAAUAAAUGUGUUUGUGUUCAACAAUA
Dendroctonus ponderosae (mountain pine beetle) is the source of this 1135-nucleotide messenger RNA. Its product is annotated as trypsin. Gene Ontology annotation, molecular function: serine-type endopeptidase activity. The record is from RefSeq and is a predicted model, not a curated record. Gene Ontology annotation, biological process: proteolysis. The transcript has 5 exons. Lineage: Eukaryota; Metazoa; Arthropoda; Insecta; Coleoptera; Curculionidae. Bases 190 to 1083 code for a protein of 297 amino acids.